UGUUCGGGGUGGGUUUGUGUCCCCCCAGGUUCGGGGUUGUUCGGUUCUGUUCCCCUCGGGGUUUGGGGAUUGUUCCCCUCGGGGUUUGGGGUUGUUCCCCUCGGGGUUGUUCUCUCUCUCUCUGUGCUGGAGUUUUGCCCUGUUUGGUUCCAGUACGAGGCCUGCAAGCUGAACAGCCAGGAGGUGGUGGAGGAGGACAAGAGGCUGAAGCUGCCCCCGAACUGGGAAGCUAAAAAGGCUCGGCUGGAGUGGGAGCUGCAGGUGCAGGAGAAGAAGAAGGAAUGUGCAGCCCGGGGUGAGGACUACGAGCGGGUGAAGCUGCUGGAGGUCAGCGCUGAGGACGCCGAGAGGUGGGAGAGGAAGAAGAAGAAGAAAAACCCCGACCUGGGCUUCUCAGACUACGCGGCGGCGCAGCUGCGCCAGUACCAGCGGCUCACCCGGCAGAUCAAGCCCGACCUGGAGCAGUAUGAGAAGCUCAAGGAGCAGCACGGGGAGGCCCUGUACCCCACCUCCAACAGCCUCCUGCACGGCACCCACGUGCCCUCCAAGGAGGGCGUGGACAGGAUGGUGGCAGACCUGGAGAAGCAGAUCGAGAAGAGGGAGAAGUACAGCAGGAGGCGGCCCUACAACGACGACGCCGACAUCGACUACAUCAACGAGAGGAACGCCAAGUUCAACCAGAAGGCUGAGAGGUUCUACGGGAAAUACACAGCUGAGAUCAAACAGAACCUGGAG
Messenger RNA from Zonotrichia albicollis (white-throated sparrow), 735 nucleotides. The record is from RefSeq and is a predicted model, not a curated record. Lineage: Eukaryota; Metazoa; Chordata; Aves; Passeriformes; Passerellidae.